UACCUGUGAUGGCGCCUUAAGAACUGCAUUCUAUCAGCUGUUUUCGCCAAGCAUCCGUAAUUUACGUUUUCUGUGUAACUUCGUAAAUUUGCCAGCGUCGGCAUGUCUGAUAAUGAAUAUGAGCGCUUUGAGAUUACCGAUUAUGACUUGGACAACGAAUUCAAUCCGGGACGCCGUAGAAACCUUUCAAAGAAUCAGCAAAUUUAUGGUAUUUGGGCCGACGAUAGUGAUAAUGAUAGCGCUGAUGAGUCCAGCAGCCGGCGUGGACGCCGUGGUCGCACCGGACUUGGUGGUAGUGGCGGCAGCAAAUCAAAAGACUACACAGCCCCGGUUAGUUUUGUAGCCGGUGGCAUACAGCAAGCCGGUAAGAAAGAUAAAAAAGCACAGAAAGAUGAUGCGGAACGACAAAUUACCGAUGAAGAAAGUGACGAGGAAGAUUCUCGUCCAUCUUUUGGUCGUAAACAAGUGGAAGAUGCCGAUGGUGGCAGUAGUGACUCGGCAGCCAGUUCUGAGGAUGAACGAACGCAGCAUAAGCGUGCUGAAAUGGGCAAACAACAGCGUGCUAAUAAUGCCCGACAAACUGGUAAUUCAAAUGUAGGCGCCUGGGAGCAACACACACGCGGUAUUGGCGCUAAGCUACUACUCCAGAUGGGUUAUAAACCCGGCAUGGGGUUGGGUAAGGAUUUGCAGGGUAUAUCGCAACCAGUGCAGGCGCAUGUACGCAAAGGACGUGGUGCUAUUGGUGCCUAUGGUCCUGAGACUGCAGCCAGCGUUGGCGGGAAAGGGCCGGUGGUAAAAGAAGAUGAGGAUGUACGCGAAGCUAAAGAAUUCAAAGAAAAACUAAACAAAUGGAAGAAGAGUGGCGAUGGACGUCAAGAUAAGGGCAAGCGUUACUACUAUCGUUCGGUUGAAGAGGUGAUCGAAAAGGGUAAAAAAGGAAACUUCAUGCUUUCAGAAAAGAUAAGCAAAAAAAUUGGAAACGUGCCCGUCAUCGACAUGACCGGACCAGAAAAGCGUGUACUUAGCGGCUACCAUGCACUGGGUCAAACGAAGGUAGCCGACGAAGAGCUUUAUGAGUUGGAGCAGGCUGUUGCGUCUAGCAGUUUAACCUCGAAGAAAGGCAGUACCUUUGCCCUGCCUGAACUGAUGCACAAUCUGCAGCUAAUCGUGAACCUCUGCGAACAGGAUAUUAUUGCACUCGAUAAAACAGAACGUGAAGCAACAGAUCGCCAAGCUGCGCUCGAACAUGAGCGAAAAAAUCUAAAUGAAAUUGUACAGCUGGAAAAAAAUCAUAUCGACACGUUGGAGCAAGCUUUAAAGCUAGUAGAGGAGCUGACCACGAGUAAUGAAUUGUUGACACUUCAACGUGCCGAACAAAUUUUUGUGAAACUACAGCAAGAUUAUGCUGCUGAGUAUAAGGAGUUUGCACUGGGCGAUCUAGCUGCUGGUGUCAUAGCACCGUUGGUUAAAAUAUCUUUAGAGAAUUGGAAACCACUUCAACAGCCCACCAAAUAUGUUGACCUAAUAAAGAAGUGGCGCGGAAUAUUGGAAUCAAAUGUGGAUCCGCAAAACGAAUCGCGUAACAUAUUUGAUCCUUACUCCUCGCUGGUAUGGGCCGGAGUUAUACCGAGCUUUCGUGCAUGUGCUGCUUCUUGGAAUCCCAAACAACACCAACAUAUGGCUGCUUUGCUCGAUUGCUGGGCGCCACUAUUUCCAACGUGGAUACUAGACUCUGUGCUCGAACAGCUGGUGUUGCCUCAGUUAAGCAAUGCUGUACGCGAUUGGGAUCCUCUCACAGAUACUGUGCCCAUACACAUUUGGAUAUUGCCAUGGAACAAUAUAUUAGGCCACAAAAUGGAGGAAUUCAUCUUUCCGACGAUACGUGAAAAAUUAGCAGCUGCCCUACAGGCAUGGAUGCCACAAGAUCGUUCUGCACGGGCAAUGCUCACACCAUGGAAGGGUGCUUUCAAUGAUACCGAAAUGCAGCGUUUUCUCUCGCAACACAUCAUACCAAAACUGCAAUUGGUACUAAGCGAGUUCAUUAUCAAUCCACUACAACAACAACUCGAGCUGUGGAAUCAAGUAUGGGAGUGGUAUGAACUGCUAACCACACAGCAAAUGGCACAGCUGCUUGAUAAAUACUUCUUCCCCAAAUGGAUGCAAGUGUUGGUACUAUGGUUAAAUCAAUCGCCUGACUUUGCGGAGAUAUCACGUUGGUACACCGGUUGGAAGAGCAUGUUAACUGAGGAUAUAUUGCGCGAGCCAACCAUCAAAGAGCACAUGCGACGUGCGCUCGAAAUAAUGCAUCGUGCUACAGAUGUACUUGCACCGGGACUUGCAACAAUGCCUGCACCCAUAAUCACUGCAACACCACCACCACCGCCACCACCAACAAUUUUGGAUAUACAAAUGACGGCACCUGCACAAUUGGAGUUCAAAGAGUUGGUAUCGCAAAAGUGUGCCGAGCGAGGAAUACUCUUUGCGCCAAUGCCAGGCCGAAGGGAGUUGGGAAAGCAGGUUUACCGCGUUGGGAAGCUGUACUGUUAUAUUGAUCGUAACGUGUGUAUGUUAAGCGAUAACAGCAUGAAAAACUGGAUGCCUACAUCUGUACAACAGCUAUUGGAUCGCGCUAUAACUGGCGUUAUGUAAUAAAAUCAUCAAACGCAUUUAAAUAUUGUAGAUUGUAGUUACUAGAUUUUAUUGUAUGUAUUUUAUUCGAUAAAUUUAUUGCACUCUUAAAUAUUCAUAACUAA
Molecule: messenger RNA, 2753 nt
Organism: Rhagoletis pomonella (apple maggot)
Lineage: Eukaryota; Metazoa; Arthropoda; Insecta; Diptera; Tephritidae
Gene: sip1
Product: septin-interacting protein 1
Exons: 6
Coding region: 103-2649 (848 amino acids)
Biological process (GO): spliceosomal complex disassembly
Cellular component (GO): U2-type post-mRNA release spliceosomal complex
Molecular function (GO): nucleic acid binding
Source: RefSeq, a predicted model, not a curated record